This is a messenger RNA of Suillus subalutaceus, 2244 nucleotides long. RefSeq lists its product as uncharacterized. Gene Ontology annotation, molecular function: ATP binding; protein serine/threonine kinase activity. The transcript is spliced from 8 exons. The record is from RefSeq and is a predicted model, not a curated record. The coding region runs from base 1 to 2244 and encodes 747 amino acids. Gene Ontology annotation, biological process: protein phosphorylation. NCBI's taxonomy places the organism in Eukaryota, Fungi, Basidiomycota, Agaricomycetes, Boletales, Suillaceae.
AUGGCAGAGUACGAGAUCGUUUCUCAAUUCACUGAGGACGCUUAUGCCAAAGAAGACCGCAUCUGUGAUCGUCCUGUUUGCAGGGCCAAGAUCAGGAAAGGACAACCUGGGCGUAAUGUGUGUGCAUCCUGCCACGCACAUUACAAGAAGAACCCAGCGACCUCAGUGAGGCCCACCCACCGAGCCCAGCAGCUGCGUCCGUUUACCAGUGCGCAGGGUUCAAUUAACGACCGCGUUCCUAACUUGCACGCAAUUCAACAGUCAGUGAAUGCAGCACAACGGAAAUUAACAGUCAAUCCUCCACCUGUGGUGGCCAAGCCUCGUCGCACUGCAGGGCCAGACGUCAUGAUACCUACAUCAUGGCAAGGCUCGUCACAGCCGGCAGGUUCAUCACGCUCAGCUGGUUCAAUUGGGUAUUCGUCUCAACAUGGGCUAUAUCGUAUGGAGCACGAACGCCGGGCCAAGAUGGCUUAUGCCACGGGCUUGCCUCCAGCGGAGACCAUCCUAAUCGAGAUUAGUGCAGUUCAUGAAGGCGGAGGUCGCAAGAAACGUGGGGUUCCCAUUGGGAAUAUAUGCGAGGGAAAGAAGGGCAUCGAUGCACAGAUUGAUGCACCAGGGCUGAUCGAGCUCGCAUUGGUGACUAUCGUGCCCAAGUUACAGAUUUUUGGCGGUGAAUUUGUCUGGCGGGUCAAUGAGUUUAUAGUGCGAGAUUCUGGAUGGGUGGAUCUUUCCAGUCACCAGCCCUCGGUUGCUUACUUCUAUGAUCAAUGCCAGCAGCUAUCCCGCAAAGGAUCAAAGACCAUGGUAUUCAAAUCGAAGCAGUUCGCACUAAUGGUCGUUGUCCCUGAGACUCAGUGGAUUGAAUACGAGAAUUGGCGGGAAGAUGCUGAAAUGAAUGCCGCUCGUAUCAGUCAACAUGCUGCUCACAAAGUUACCCAAGUCCCCUCUUCGAUACGAUCCUCAUUGGACUUGGAGAGUGAGUUUGAUACAGCCACCGCCACCAAUGACGGUGUGAUUUUACCUACGACCACUGCGACUACUUCCGCCAAGCGAGCCCAUCAACACACUGACAGCUCUAGUAGCUUUAGUAUUCCAUCUCCUCCUCGAAAGACGACCACUGCGACUACUUCCACCAAGCGAACCCAUCAACACACUCACAGCUCUAGUAGCUUUAGUACUUCGUCUCCUCCUCGAAAGAGAGAUGUUGUACCUGCAGCUCUCUGCUCACCCAAUCGUGACCAACUGAAGGAAGUCUUGAGGAUCGGAGGAGGCACUGAUAUAGAUGUGAAGCAAGUCUUUGGGCGACAGAACGAGAGGAUCCACUUCUACCUAAUCCCUUCCCGCUCCAUGACCGACCUGUUACUCGACAAGAACCACUCCUUUUCAGUGGAAACUGCUGAGUGGUCCGUGGGCGAGCUGAUUAUCGACACAUCGGCUCAAGGCUUGAUUGGAGUUGGAGGCUUCAAAACUGCCCACACAGGAUGGCUCACACUGAUGGCCCCACCGAAGGCAGGCCCCGGUUCUGUUGCACGGGAUAAGAUUGUCUCCAAACGACCCUACCAUAAGGUAUUCGCGACACCAACUGCAACAACGGGACCAUACAAGAUUGCCCGUUAUUCACUCGUUGACGAGCUAUCAAAGCUCUUUAGGGAGGCGAACGUCUUGUACUGGGCCAAGUCCUUGUUAAAGCUAACCUAUGACUUCAUCGAUCGUUGCAUCGCAUCUUCGUCUGAACCACCCCCAUUCCUAAUUCCACAAGUUCGCUUUGUAGAAGCUGGACUCGCACUGGCUUAUCAUCAGGGCGGUAGCAAACCUGGAAGCAAGACUGGGUCCACACGCGCCGUCUUCCUUCUCGAAGAGUUCAUUGAUAGCGAUGGGGAAGACUUCGUCAAAUUCAUUCAUAAUAUGGAUGCCAACCCUUUGGUUGACUAUGACGAAUAUGGCUAUGACUUGGCGGUGUUCUUCGCAUUCACGCAGCAUGUACAAUAUGUCAAGACCGGUAAAUUGGCAUUUAUAUCUGAUUAUCAAGGCGUGCAACAACAUACCAGGAGUACAACAUUGCUGACAGACCCUCAAAUUCUGACACAUCCAACCGUCAGUGAAGGACGCGAUAUUUUUGGGGAUGGAAACAUGGAGAUGACCGUGAGUCAGUUUGAGAAGGACCAUGUUUGCAACAAGUACUGCGAAUGGCCAGCAUUUGGGCUGGAGGCUUAUGCAGGUGGAGCAGAAAGUGAAACCUCGUAG